AAUACAACGGGACUGUCUCGUUGUACCCUCACCACUAGAGAACAUAGUCCGUCUAGUCGUUAUGCGUUUAAAAUAAUAUAUAGCAACUUCAUAAAGAGGUAAAAUGUACUUCGUUGCCGGAGAGCUGUGGAGGAUAUUUGCCCCCUUCGUUCCAAGAAACGUGUUGCAGAGGAGGUUUUGUAGCAGUUCUUUAGCAGCUGAAGGGACCAUCUUUGCGCUGUCGUCAGGGCAAGGCAGAUGCGGCGUUGCCGUGAUACGAGUCAGCGGUCCUGACUCUGCACACGCUCUGCGCACUCUGACGGGAAGGACCCGUGACCUCCUGACACCACGCGUUGCUCACCUCUGUAGCAUCCGCCAUCCCCGCUCUCACGAGCUGCUGGACCGAGGCCUGGUCCUGUGGUUCCCAGGUCCUCAUAGCUUUACUGGGGAAGACAGUGCAGAGUUUCACGUACAUGGGGGACCUGCGGUUAUUAGUGGGGUCUUACAAGCUCUUGGAAGUCUCGCAGGUUUAAGGCCAGCUGAAGCUGGAGAGUUUACCCGUCGAGCCUUCCACGCUGGCAAGCUGGACCUUACGGAGGUGGAGGGGCUGGGAGACUUGAUUCAUGCAGAGACAGAGGCCCAGAGGAGGCAGGCACUCCGGCAGAUGGCGGGCGACCUGGGUCGUCUCUACAGCAACUGGAGCCAACAGCUGAAGACAUGCCUGGCGCACGCGGAAGCGUUCAUCGACUUCGGUGAAGAUGAGCUCAUUGAGGAUGGCCUCUUAAAUCAGGUCGACAGCACUGUCUCUCAGCUAAGGGUCGAAAUCCAAAAGCACCUUCACGAUAACCGGAGGGGGGAGAUGCUUCGCAGCGGUGUGCAGUUGGUCCUAGCAGGCGCUACCAAUGCUGGGAAAAGCAGUCUACUCAACAUAAUCUGUCAGCGUCCCGCAGCCAUCGUGUCUCCCGUGGCAGGGACCACCAGAGAUGUUGUGGAGACGCAUGUAGACAUCGGUGGAUUCCCAGUGGUACUGAGUGAUACAGCAGGGCUGAGAGACACGGAGGACAUUGUGGAGAGAGAGGGAGUUCGCAGAGCACGGCUCACGGUGGAGAACGCAGACUUGACACUGGUCAUCAUCGAUUCAGCUCUGCUUCCUCCAGAUCCCCAUGCCGCACCCGACUUCCUCCGUGAUCACCUGAGGAAUACGCUGUCCGCUGACAAGGAUCUGGCCGCUGCACAAAACUGUCUGAUGGUACUUAACAAAAGCGACCUCCUCACAAGAGAGCAGGUCAGCAGCAUUUGCAGAGUACUCAAUCAGACCCCCAGGUUACCCAGCGCCUGCUUUCUGUCCUGCCUAACUGGGCAUGGCUUGGAAGAGUUUCUGACAUUGCUGAGGAGCAAAGUGACUUCUUUAUGCGGAGACCCUUUGGUUGGUAGUCCCAGUCUGACCCAAGCUCGACAUCGGACUCACCUGGAGAAGGCUGUGAAAGCGCUUGGGCAGUAUCAGCAGUAUCGAGAGGUGGACUUGGCAUUGGCGGCGGAGGGCCUUCGGUUGGGCCUCACCAGCCUGGGCAGAAUAACAGGCAGAGUGGACCCUGAGGAGAUUCUGGAUGUAAUUUUCAGAGACUUCUGUAUUGGAAAAUAA
Chanos chanos (milkfish) is the source of this 1621-nucleotide messenger RNA. It is a transcript of the gene gtpbp3, whose product is annotated as GTP binding protein 3, mitochondrial. Gene Ontology annotation, molecular function: GTPase activity; GTP binding; protein binding. The transcript is spliced from 9 exons. Bases 104 to 1621 code for a protein of 505 amino acids. Gene Ontology annotation, cellular component: cytoplasm; mitochondrion. NCBI's taxonomy places the organism in Eukaryota, Metazoa, Chordata, Actinopteri, Gonorynchiformes, Chanidae. The record is from RefSeq and is a predicted model, not a curated record. Gene Ontology annotation, biological process: tRNA methylation; tRNA wobble uridine modification.